ACUAGUAAUGUGGGUCAUUUGACAACUGAAGAUACGCGGCGAAUAAUUCAAGUUAUACGGGGGGUGAAGAAGUGAUUUAUAGGAUGUAAUUAGUGUUAGUUAAUUGAAAUAUUAUCGGUCCAAGUUGAAAUUGAUGGAAAUUGUAUUUAAGUUCUAGUGGCGCUGUAAGCUUGUUCGUCUGUACCUUUUCAUAUUUUUUUUUCAAGCAUUAACUAAAAUGGUCGUAGAAGAAAUCUGUUAUUUUCUUUAUCACACCUAUAAUGAUUGAGCUAAGUGUACAGAUAGACGGAUACAUAUAGAAACAGAUAGAACCCUCAAAAUACAGAAAAUAAAUUCUCUAAAAGAUAUUGUUGCUCAAUGACAAUCAUUUGGAUGAGAUUAAGAUUAAUUAAAAUUAUAAGCUGCUUUUUCGAUUUUGUUUUCAAUAAAAUAAUUUACUCUAUUUUUUGUACACACCUCGUACUUUAUCUUUUAUAAAAUAUAGAUGUCCUCGCAAUCUUUUAUCGAAUUAUUUUGAUAGCUCACGGUAAACAACACAUUAGUAUAUUAACAUUUCUACUGUCAAGUUACAUAACGUACGUCAGAAUCAUGCAAUUUCCAGUUGUUACUGUUGUGGAAGGUCAACUACGAGGAUGCCAAAAAACAAACUUACUCGGAGAUAAAUUCUACUCCUUUUUGGGUAUACCAUUUGGAAAACCACCAGUAGGAGAUUUGAGAUUUAAGGCUCCAGUACCAAUCGAACCAUGGAAUACCAUAAAAGAAGCAACCGUAGAUGGUGAUGCUUGUUAUCAAAGAAAUGAUUUGACGAAUAUAGUUGAGGGAUCAGAAAAUUGUUUACAUCUCAAUGUAUAUACGAAGAAUUUGCCUGAAGAGUCCAAGGAACUAAAGCCUGUAAUGGUCUGGUUCUACGGCGGAGCAUUUGUUCGAGGUUCCAAUAGUUCAAAGUUAUAUGGCCCCGAAUUCCUAAUGACCGAAGACAUCGUUUUAGUAGCUGUCAAUUACCGUGUUGGAUUUUUGGGCUUUUUGCAAACAAACGAUGUAUCCUUAGAUGUUUUUGGUAACGCAGGAUUAAAAGAUCAACAACUAGGUCUUAAAUGGGUUCAAAGGAAUAUCAGGAACUUCAAUGGAGAUCCACAGAACGUAACCAUUUUCGGAGAAAGUGCUGGAAGUGCAAGCGUUCACUAUCAUGUUUUAAGUCCGACAUCUAAAGGGUUAUUCCACAAAGCUAUUCUACAAAGUGGGUGUAUACUGAAUCCCUGGUCUUCUGCUAAUAAUUAUACAUUAGAAUUUGCCAAAUCUAUAAAAGAAGAUAUCAAAACAGAAAGAGAAGCUUUAGAACUUUUGAGAAAUUUAUCGGUAGAGGAUCUGUUUGAAGCCCAGAACAAGUUUCGCAGUCCGAUAAGAGUGAUAGCGCCAUGUAUUGAGAAGCCUAAUCCAACUUCUAUCCUCACAUCUCCGCCAGCAGAAGUUCUAUCUUCCAGUCAAUAUAAUAGAGUACCAAUCAUGAUGGGAUUUUGUGACAGAGAAGGUCUAUUGUUCGAAUUCUAUAGAAAAAUUGCAUCAGCUACUGGAAAAAAUGAGUUUGAAUUGAAAAAACCAGAUAAAUCUAUGCUGCUUCCACCUGGUUUGAACGGUGAAGAUCCCCAAAUCAAAAGUAUAUUACAUUCUUUGGAAGAUAUAUAUUCACGAGAACCUAUUUCCAAGGAUGUAUACGCGUUGCACACAGAUUAUAACUUUGUAGCAGGCAUAAUUGCAGCAGCUAAGAUUCAUGCCAAAACGUCAGAUAAUCCUGUUUAUUGCUACAGAGUCUCACUGGACGCGGGGUUGAAUCUACUGAAGCAUAUCGGCAAGGUAACUGAACCAGGUACUUGCCACGGGGAUGAGUUGGGCUACAUAUUCGAUAUACACAUAGCAGCUGGUGUCCUGAAAAGAGGCGAUAUCGAGGAAAAAGCAAUCAAGAAUUUCGUGAAGUUAUGGACAAAUUUCGCGAAAACUGGUAACCCCACACCGCAAGGAAAUGAUUUGAAUAUAAUAUGGAAACCAGUUAGUGGAAACGAACUAAAUUUAUUAGACAUCGGAACCGAAUUAAGACCAUUAACAGAAUCAGAACCUGAACAAAUGAAAUUAUGGAAACAAUUAUUUAAAUUGAAUCCUCUUUUUACCGAUUUGUUGUAAAUAUAGAUACUAUAAUAAAAGUUUUUGAAGAAA
This is a messenger RNA of Diorhabda sublineata, 2208 nucleotides long. Its product is annotated as esterase FE4-like. NCBI's taxonomy places the organism in Eukaryota, Metazoa, Arthropoda, Insecta, Coleoptera, Chrysomelidae. The transcript has 6 exons. The coding region runs from base 589 to 2175 and encodes 528 amino acids. The record is from RefSeq and is a predicted model, not a curated record.